This is a messenger RNA of Elgaria multicarinata webbii, 1545 nucleotides long. RefSeq names its product potassium two pore domain channel subfamily K member 4 (gene KCNK4). Gene Ontology annotation, biological process: stabilization of membrane potential; potassium ion transmembrane transport. Lineage: Eukaryota; Metazoa; Chordata; Lepidosauria; Squamata; Anguidae. Gene Ontology annotation, molecular function: potassium ion leak channel activity; outward rectifier potassium channel activity. The transcript has 6 exons. Gene Ontology annotation, cellular component: plasma membrane. Bases 11 to 1369 code for a protein of 452 amino acids. The record is from RefSeq and is a predicted model, not a curated record.
CCAUGGCUCCAUGCCCGUAGUCUGCUAUCCGUCCAAGGAGUCUAUCCUGAGCCCGAGGCCGCCCGAACGCAGCGCUGUGAUGCGCCGGACAACCGUCUUGGCGCUGUUCUCUGUGGUCCUGGUCUACCUGGUCACGGGCGCCUUCGUCUUCCGCCAGCUGGAGCAGCCCUAUGAAAUCCGCCAACAGCUGAAAGUCCAUGCUCACCUGGAGCAAUUCCUAAGCCUGCACCAGUGUGUAGCUGUUGAAGAACUGGAAGACCUCAUCCAGCAAGUAAGCGAGGCUAUGGGAGCCGGCGUGGACCCUGUCGUCAACACCACGGACGCUGGCGGCUCACACUGGAAUAUGGGCAGUGCUUUUUUCUUCGCGGGCACUGUGAUCACCACCAUCGGGUUUGGGAAUAUCUCCCCCAAGACCGACGCUGGGCGGCUUUUCUGCAUCUUCUAUGCGCUCGUGGGAAUUCCUCUCUUUGGGAUGCUGCUUGCUGGUGUGGGGGACCAUUUAGGGUCGUCUCUCCGCAAAGCCAUCGGCAAAGUGGAGGACAUGUUCUUGAAGUGGCAGGUGAGUGCCACCAUCGUGAGGGUCCUGUCCGCCUUGCUCUUCAUCCUCAUUGGCUGCCUCCUCUUCGUCUCCUUGCCAACCAUCAUCUUCCAACGGGUGGAAGGCUGGACCCUUCUGGAGAGCGUCUACUUUGUGGUCAUCACAUUGACCACCAUUGGAUUCGGCGACUACGUGGCAGGUGAUACAAGAAGCGACGGUCGCCUGUGGUACCAGCCGCUGGUGGUGGUCUGGAUCCUGCUCGGCUUGGCUUACUUCGCCUCCAUACUUACCAUGAUUGGCAAUUGGUUGCGAGUCCUGUCCCGCCGCACAAGAGCUGAGAUGGGAGAUUUGACGGCGCACGCUGCCUCGUGGACGGGCAACGUGGCGUCCCAGCUGCGCGUCCCCAACAUGGCGUUUCCGGACAAGCUGCACAGAAUGAGCACCUUGAAAGGAAAGCCGCUGUCGCCUUCGGCCAUCUUGCAGCAGGGGGACAGCCAGGAUCUGGUAUUACCGCCCGUGCCACCACUAGACCAGCAGUUUCCGUUGCAGCCGCCAGCUUUGCCACCGCUGCUACCACCGCUGUGUCCGAAUCCGUCCCCGGCCCAGCUGACCACCCUCAACGCUGUCCCCGUGCGGCCUAUAGAUUACGCGGGUGAAAACCUGGCCUUCAUCGACGAGAGCUCGGACGCCCUGAGCGACGGGGGACCGCCUUCUGCCAGGCCUCCUCGCCGCAUGCGUCCCCGGGCCCGGCAUCGCACCAAUAUGGGCGAACCGCCUGGAUUGCCCAUGAUUCUGCUGAGCCGGACCCGGGACAAAGGCGAAUCGGUUUAAGGAUGGGGUCAAGGCAACGCCUGGCCUGGAGCAGUUUCCUAUAUGUGGCCUCGCUCUGUUCAUUCCUCUUCCCUGCGCCCAGCGGAGUGCAAAACGCCCCAGCUCUUGUUUUCGUCGAGGUGCUAACUGAAUGCCCACCGUUGUGCCCUGGCACGAGCCCUCUGCACUGCGGUAGC